Corylus avellana is the source of this 657-nucleotide messenger RNA. RefSeq names its product Small nuclear ribonucleoprotein family protein (gene SAD1). Gene Ontology annotation, biological process: mRNA splicing, via spliceosome. NCBI's taxonomy places the organism in Eukaryota, Viridiplantae, Streptophyta, Magnoliopsida, Fagales, Betulaceae. Gene Ontology annotation, molecular function: RNA binding. Gene Ontology annotation, cellular component: U4/U6 x U5 tri-snRNP complex; U6 snRNP; Lsm1-7-Pat1 complex. The record is from RefSeq and is a predicted model, not a curated record.
UCCUUAUUUCCCACUCACACACCGACAGGCUCUUUAAUCGAUCGCUGCUACCGGUCUCCGCUUUCAAACUCUCCAUGGCCGCCAACAAUCCAUCUCAGCUGCUCCCAUCAGAGCUAAUUGAUAGGUGCAUAGGGUCGAAGAUAUGGGUGAUAAUGAAGGGAGACAAGGAGCUCGUUGGUACUCUUAGGGGCUUCGAUGUCUACGUCAACAUGGUCCUCGAAGACGUCACUGAAUAUGAGAUUACUGCCGAAGGGAGACGGAUAACAAAGCUUGAUCAGAUUUUACUAAAUGGAAACAACAUUGCUAUUCUCGUCCCUGGUGGUUCACCCGAUCCAGAAUGAGAGUGCAGCUAACCUUUACUUGGUUCUUGAUUUUCUUCAUUCACUGUGGUUGGGGUCAGAUUACUCCUCUGUUUUAAUGAGAAUUCUGACCACCAAGAUGCUCUUUUCUCCACCACUGUUGUUUAGUUAUUGUCAUGGUUGUAGGAUAAUUGGUGGUGGGUUCUGCAAUGAUCAUGGAGUAUGCUGGUUUGUGUUUGUCCGAUUUGUUAGUUUUUCCUUUCUUUUUUUCCCCAUUUAUUUUCUUACUGUAAGUGCCAUGAUCAUUACAAUUGAUACAGAUAUGAUAUGACUUGUUUCAAAACAUAAUUUACAUUUA